AUGAUAUUUUCUUUUUUUUAUUCAAGUAAAAACCGAUUAGAUCGUAAAAGGCUACCUCAACAACAAACGCGAUCUGAAAAUUUAUCUCCUUGUAAUUACCCUCAUAUUUAUUAAACCUAACCAAGACCAUAAUAAAUAAAUGUUUAAAUAUAAAAGAAUGAUAAAUCAGAUGAAACUGAUGAGGAGGAUAUUAAAUCAACGAAAGAAGGUUUUCUAUAAAUAGGAACAUCAGAAGCAAGCAAACUUAUUAAUCAUAAAAAUCGAAUUAAACUAAGAAGUGUUUCAAUGUAAAAAAAACAAAUUCAAUGUAUGUAAUUUCGAGAAUUCGAUAAUUUGGAUUAGAUUGCUGAAGAGUAACUAUAACUAUAGUACUCUAAUUUAGUGGUUCAUGUUAAUACAUUUCAGCAUCCAUGAUUAUAUUAAUUAAUAUUAAUG
Messenger RNA from Paramecium sonneborni, 435 nucleotides. Lineage: Eukaryota; Ciliophora; Oligohymenophorea; Peniculida; Parameciidae. The record is from the annotation of a GenBank genome assembly.